Molecule: messenger RNA, 604 nt
Organism: Pelodiscus sinensis (Chinese soft-shelled turtle)
Lineage: Eukaryota; Metazoa; Chordata; Testudines; Trionychidae
Source: RefSeq, a predicted model, not a curated record
AUGAUCGAGGUUGUCGGCAACGACCGGCUGGGGGCGGCCCGCGGGGAGGGCCCCGGGGUGGUGGGAGUCUGGGACCCCGCCCCCGGGCAAGGCGACCAUAAACGUCUCGCUCCUUCGGGAGGGGUUCUGGCCCAGCCACUCCUGCUCUCUCCGGGGGCUUGUUCCGUGGGUGUGAAUGUAGUUUCCUUAACCCAGUCACUCAGCACUGAGGACACGAUUGGCGACCUAAAGAAACUCAUUGCAGCGCAAACUGGCACCCGGUGGGACAAAAUCGUGCUGAAGAAAUGGUACACAAUCUUCAAAGACCAUGUGUCACUGGGAGACUAUGAAAUCCAUGAUGGCAUGAACCUGGAGUUAUAUUAUCAGUAGUCUUGAGUCUAGCUGCAGUUACAAAUGGCAGGCAUCACUUUUCUACAUUUUUUUUUCUGCUAUAAAACUUGUCUAUAAACUUUAUUUCAUGUAAGGUAAAAAUUAGAAGCUCAAGUUGUGCAUUCAGUUUUAUCAGAUAUCUUCAGUUUUGAUGGCUAUAAAAGUGGCUGCAAACUUGUAAGAAGGCUGUUUUAUUUUUAAAAAAUGUUUGCAAUAAAAGUUUCCUGAUAACUUU